GCCGGGGCUGCUUCUCCUCCCCCUUCCUCCGAGCCAGGCCUACCCCGAGCCCUCAUGACGUCACCGACGCGGGACCAGCCCGAUUUCCCGGCGCCAAACUCCAUCCUGGGAUUUCUAGGCUUCAUCCCCACCGCCAUCUUCCCCGUGGGCAAGGAGGAGAGGAAGAAGACUGAAUCUUUGAUUUCAUCCAUAGAAUAGAACUCCAGAUGUUUUGCCUGCUGCUUUUGACCCUUCCCCUCCUGGGAAACUCAGUCCCUAUUGUUCAAGAUGAGAGCGAGGCUAAGAUUGUUGGGGGCGAUGCAGCUCAGGAGGGAGAAUGGCCAUGGCAGAUCAGUCUGAGGAAAAAAUUGAGUGGCUCCUGGAAGCACAUAUGUGGGGGCUCUCUCAUCCACCCCACAUGGAUCCUGACUGCUGCCCACUGCUUUAAUAGUGCUAAGAACGAUACCUCAUGUUUCAUGAUCCAAUUGAGGAAACAGAAUCUAUAUGAAGAUGACCACCUGGUGCCCCUGGAGGAGAUCAUCAUCCACCCCAACUAUACUCAUUUCUUUCUGGGUUUUGACCUUGCCCUGCUAAAGCUCCAGUCCCCUGUACAGCUCACUGAAACCAUCCAAACCAUCAUGCUCCCUGAAGCCUCCCAGAUUUUCACCCGAGACAUGGAAUGCUGGGUUACUGGUUGGGGGAACAUUGCAGAAGGAGUGCCUCUGCCCUCUCCCUAUACUUUGAGGAAGGUACAGGUUUCCUUGAUGGACGCCCUAACCUGCGACCAGGAAUACACUCAGAGAUCUGUUCGUGAAUCUGAGAGGAUGAUCUUGGAUAACAUGAUCUGUGCUGGUGAAACUGGCAAGGACUCCUGCCAGGGUGACUCUGGGGGACCCCUGGUCUGUAACGUGCAGGACUCCUGGCUCCAGGCUGGAAUAGUGAGUUGGGGAUUGGACUGUGGUGCUCCUCACAGACCUGGAGUCUACACUCUUGUCACGGCCUUUGUGGAUUGGAUCAAUCAGCAGAUCCAGUGAUUCUGGCCCAAUUUCUCCUUCUCCUCCUUCAUCACACCAUCACCUUAAUGAUUCCAGCCUCCACUUUGCCUGGGAAGCCAACCCAACUAUUCCUUAAUCCUCCCCAUCACACUGGACUCACGCUGCCUUCUUCAAAUACCUCCUUCCUGGAGGCAUCUCUCCUUCUCUGCCACCCUGAGUGCCCUAGCAGCUGCAGGGUAGAGCAAAGAGCCCUGGACUAGGAAUCAGGACACCCAGCUUCUGGUUUUCUGCUCUACGACUGGCUCACUGUGUGACCUUGGCUGAGUUUCAGUUUCCCCCUCUGUAAGAUAUAAUA
This is a messenger RNA of Trichosurus vulpecula (common brushtail), 1329 nucleotides long. Its product is annotated as tryptase-like. NCBI's taxonomy places the organism in Eukaryota, Metazoa, Chordata, Mammalia, Diprotodontia, Phalangeridae. The record is from RefSeq and is a predicted model, not a curated record. Bases 207 to 1013 code for a protein of 268 amino acids. The transcript has 7 exons. Gene Ontology annotation, molecular function: serine-type endopeptidase activity. Gene Ontology annotation, biological process: proteolysis.